CCAACAUGUCCAGUGAAAACAGCCCCAGGCCCAGCCCCAGCCCCAGCCCCAGCCGCAGCCGCAGCCGCAGCCCAUCCCAACCCCAACCCCAACCCAGACCGAUAACCCUACAGGUCGGGGAGCGGCAAUUCACCACGACCCACGAAACCCUCACCGCAGAAAGCGACUUCUUCGCCUGCCUGCUCUCAGCCCGCUGGGCCGGCGGCAGCGGCGGCAGCCCGUACUUCAUCGACGCGGACCCGGCCCUAUUCGAGCACAUCCUGCGGUACCUGCGGCGCGGGGUGCUGCCGGUCUUCUACGACAUGGCGCGGGGCCACGACCACGCCCGGUACCUGGCGCUGCUGGAGGAGGCGCGGUACUUCCAGAUCGCGCGGCUGCAGACGUGGCUCGAGAACCGGCAGUACGUGCAUGCGCUGCGGGUGGAGUGCGGGCUGCGGGUUGUUCCAGACGCCUGUGCUGCUGCUUCUACUGCUUCUACAACACUGCCCUCGGACACGGCGGUGGAGUACCAUGCGGCGUGGGGGGCGAAGCACGUGUAUGUGUGUCCGCGGGGGAUCGCUGUGCAUAGGGGAGACCCUGGUGCUUGUGGUCGGCGAUGCAUGAAUGCGCUGGGGGACUCGGAGGCGGUUUAUGAUGAGGAACCGACGGUGAGGUUGUUGGAGGUGGAGAAGAGGGUGGUUUUUGAUAUGCGUGCUUGUCGGGCGGGUCGGUAAGAACCUCUUCUUUCUCUUUCUCUCUCUCUCUCUCUCUCUAUGUAUGUAUGUAUGUAUGUGUGUGUAGUACAAGCACUACUUCAGUUUCGGUGCUGAUAUGUAUAAUCCCAGGAUCGAGGUGGAUGACGAUAUAUUCCCGUUGUCAUUCACCCAGCUAGUUCCACGCCGCUAUUAUUAGGCUGGCGUUCAUUGAAUAAAUAUGUU
Messenger RNA from Aspergillus ochraceoroseus IBT 24754, 917 nucleotides. Its product is annotated as BTB/POZ domain-containing protein. Gene Ontology annotation, molecular function: protein binding. The record is from RefSeq and is a predicted model, not a curated record. Bases 6 to 713 code for a protein of 235 amino acids. The transcript has a single exon. NCBI's taxonomy places the organism in Eukaryota, Fungi, Ascomycota, Eurotiomycetes, Eurotiales, Aspergillaceae. Gene Ontology annotation, biological process: protein homooligomerization.